Molecule: messenger RNA, 606 nt
Organism: Cinclus cinclus
Lineage: Eukaryota; Metazoa; Chordata; Aves; Passeriformes; Cinclidae
Gene: VXN
Product: vexin
Exons: 6
Coding region: 1-606 (201 amino acids)
Biological process (GO): neuron differentiation; neurogenesis
Source: RefSeq, a predicted model, not a curated record
AUGCACCAGAUUUACAGCUGCAGCGAUGAAAAUUUAGAAGUUUUCACCACUGUGAUUUCUUCCAAAUCAUGUAGUCCUGCCCGAAGACGAGCCAAAGCUACACAGCACAUCCUAACAAAGAGUGUGGUAGCCGUAUCGGACCAGCGGCCCCACCAAGGUGAGCUCCUGCAUGUGCUGUACCAGGCCAGGGGCGAGGAGGAGGCACGGGGAGGGGGCUGCCUGCAGGGCAGGCAGCAGGGACCCUGCCCUGCCAAGGGCACCGCCCAGCACGUGGGAAUUACUGAACAAGAGUCAUCUAAGUCCUAUAAUCAUCUGUUGGACAGAAAAUCUUUGAUUCCUCCAUCUCCAGUUGCCCAUAUCACAGUGAAAGCUGUGGCUGUCACGGGCUCACCCACCCGUGACCAAACUUCUGUGGAAGACCACAGGCAGCACUGGAGGAAGACAACAGAGUAUGACCUGGCCCUGCCACCAGGAGCAGAAGCUUCCCUACCACUGACAGGAGGCAACCUGUACGGGACACCCAGCCUCCUGAGGAAGAUGUGGAUGAAGCACAAGAAGAAGUCAGAGUACCUGGGGGCAACAAACAGUGCCUUUGAGGCGGACUGA